Molecule: messenger RNA, 1587 nt
Organism: Phaeoacremonium minimum UCRPA7
Lineage: Eukaryota; Fungi; Ascomycota; Sordariomycetes; Togniniales; Togniniaceae
Product: putative d-arabinono- -lactone oxidase protein
Exons: 1
Coding region: 1-1587 (528 amino acids)
Cellular component (GO): membrane; mitochondrion
Molecular function (GO): FAD binding; D-arabinono-1,4-lactone oxidase activity
Source: RefSeq, a predicted model, not a curated record
AUGGAACUCUCAUAUGUGGACGCCCGAGUGGUUCGCGAGAUCGACGCAGCCGCUGCGGACGGCGUGGCCUUCCGCGCAAAGACGAACCACGUGCAUAGCACGUGGGCGCGCACUUUCUCAUCACGUCCAGAGCUAUACAUCCAGCCACAGUCCAUUGAAGAGGUCGAGAAGGCGAUCAACCUUGCGCGGCGAUGUCGGCGGCGCAUCACUACCGUCGGGUGCGGCCAUUCACCCUCGGAGUUGACUUGCACCUCUAGCUGGCUGAUCAACCUGGACAACUUCAAUCGGAUCUUGUCAGUGGACACGCAGACCGGGAUCACUGUCAUGCAGAGUGGUAUUCGUCUGUACCAGCUCAGUGAGCACCUGGAUCGGCUGGGUCUGGCGAUGAAGAACCUCGGUAGCAUCAAUGAGCAGUCGAUUGCGGGCGUUAUCUCGACCGGCACUCACGGCAGUAGUUUGCUUCAUGGCUUGGUCUCAGAGAGCAUUCUUUCCCUCAAAAUCACCCUAGCCGAUGGUAAGACGAGAUCAUGCUCGAAGACAGAGAACGAGGACCUCUUCCGCGCCGCGCUCCUUUCCCUCGGUGCACUUGGCAUCAUCACAGAGGUCACAUUCAAAGCCGUACCAGCUUACAGCCUGAAAUGGACGCAAGUCAUCGAUGCAGACACCAAGAUGUUCAACACCUGGUCCAACUCCCUCUGGCCGCAGGGCGAGUUCGUGCGCGUGUGGUGGUUCCCCUACAUGCGUAAGUCGGUCGUCUGGGCGGCCAACAAGACGGACGAGCCGCACCGCGACCCGCCGACGAGCUACUACGACGGCUCCCUGGGCUACUACGUGUACCACAACCUGCUGUACCUGGCGCACUACGCGCCGCGCAUCCUGCCGUGGGUCGAGUGGUUCGUCUUCGGCAUGCAGUACGGCUUCGCCAACGGCAGCACCGUCUCCGGCAUCCAGCCCAGCCGCAAGGCCCUGCUCAUGAACUGCCUCUACUCGCAGUACGUCAACGAAUGGGCCAUCCCGCUGCGCAGCGGGCCCGAGGCGCUGCGCCGUCUGUCGAGCUGGCUGAAUGACCUGAAGCCGGGUGAUAGGGACUACGUAGCGCACGGCAUUCCGUUCUCGAACAAGGGGCUGUAUGUGCACUCGCCCGUCGAGGUGCGCGUCUCCGAUACGAGCCGGACGGAUAACAGCCGGCCGUUCCUGGAUCCAACUUGCCCUGACGAGCCGACGCUCUACCUCAAUGCCAUCAUGUACCGCCCUUACGACAUGGAUCCGCCGUGCCGCGAUCGUUACUACGAAGGGUUUGAGUGGCUGAUGCGCGACCUGGGCGGCAAGCCACACUGGGCGAAGAACUUCGACGCUAACACGGGCGAGAUCGAGGCGCUGUAUGGAGACGACCUGACGCGAUGGCGACAGGUGCGCGACAAGUCCGACCCGGAGGGCAUGUUCGUCGGCUCGUGGCAUAGAAGGUUCGUGCUGGGCGGUGCGCCGUUGCCACUCGAGGAGGUUGAAGUGGAGAGGGAGACGCGGCCCAGGAAGGGGACCCUGUACUACGGUGCAGAGACGGAGUUGCUUGAGAAGAGGAGAAGAUGA